Molecule: messenger RNA, 342 nt
Organism: Amoebophrya sp. A120
Lineage: Eukaryota; Dinophyceae; Syndiniales; Amoebophryaceae
Source: the annotation of a GenBank genome assembly
CGGGAGGCGUACAGAAGCGGAUUUUGAAAAUUGGGCCAAACAUUUCCAGUGGUGGGACGAUCACACGGACGACGAUGUGCCGGAGGAGCAGCAAAAGUUCGAUCCAAAUGAGUUCCGGAGAAUCAAAACUAGAAAGCCAGCAGAGCCGCAGUUCAAGAUCGCCGCCGACGUCGAGCAAGGGUACAUUUUUGGAAAGCAAGAGGCGCAGCUGACGGAGCCAGAUGUUGAUACGACAGCUGCUGUAGUACGACUACGACCUGCGACAGAAAAUAUUGACGCCAACUAUCGUAGCAGUACCGGUAGUUCGUAUGGCGCAGCAUCAGCAGGACAAUCCCAGCGAGG